Erinaceus europaeus (western European hedgehog) is the source of this 3218-nucleotide messenger RNA. It is a transcript of the gene DNER, whose product is annotated as delta/notch like EGF repeat containing. Gene Ontology annotation, cellular component: plasma membrane; protein-containing complex. The record is from RefSeq and is a predicted model, not a curated record. Gene Ontology annotation, biological process: establishment or maintenance of epithelial cell apical/basal polarity; heterophilic cell-cell adhesion. Gene Ontology annotation, molecular function: calcium ion binding. Lineage: Eukaryota; Metazoa; Chordata; Mammalia; Eulipotyphla; Erinaceidae.
UCAGCUGCAGGAGGCGCCGGGCACCAGCAGCGCCCGCCGCUCGCUCUUCGCUCUGUUGCGCCCGGGCCCCGCUCGCCGCCCGCCAUGCCGCCCCGCCGCGCCCCGCCGCCCGCGCCCGCCUGGGCCCUGCUGCUCCUGCUGCUCGGCGGCGGCCGGGCCGGGCCUGUGCCCUCCGCGCCUCUGCCCGCGCCCGGGCCGUGCUCCGCGCUGCCCUGCAGGAACGGGGGUGUGUGCGCCCCGCGCCCCGCGGCCGGCGAGCCCGGCUACAGCUGCACCUGCCCCGCCGGCUUCGCGGGCGCCCACUGCCAGCUCCUGGCGGAUCCCUGUACCAGCAACCCCUGUCGCAAUGGCAACUGCAGCAGCAGUGGUGGCAGCAGCCAGGACUACCUCUGCGUGUGCGAUGAAGGCUACAAAGGCCCGCUCUGUGAACAGGCUGUCACCAGCCUCCCCGACUCCGGCUGGCUCGAGUCCACAGUUUCUGGGCAGCUGCAGCCAGCUUCUGCCACCCAGGAGCCCGAUGUGAGCCUACCAGGCUCCCCAGCCACCAUGACCCUGCCCAUGUGGCAGCCCAAGACAGGCCAGAAGGUGGUGGAGUUGAAGUGGGAUCAAGUGGAGGUGGUCCCGGAUGUGGCCUGUGGGAAUGCCAGCUCCAACAGCUCUGCGGGCGGCCGUCUGGUCUCCUUUGAGGUGCCCCAGAAUGCUUCAGUCAAAAUUCGGCAGGACGCCUCGGCCUCGCUGAUCCUGCUGUGGAAAGUCACGGCCCCCGGCUUCCAGCAGUGUUCCCUCAUUGACGGCCGCAGUGUCACCCUCCUGCAGUGCGCCGGCGGCCUGGUCCUUCUGGAGGAGAUGCUCUCCCUGGGCCGCAACCACUUCAUCGGCUUUGUGAAUGACUCUGUCACUAAGUCUAUCGUGGCUUUGCGCUUAACCCUGGUGGUGAAGGCCAGCCACUGUGUGCCAGGGGAAGACUACACCAGCGAUGUGGAAUGCUCGGGCAAAGGGAGGUGUGCCACGAAGCCGGCAGAGGCAACAUUUUCCUGUGACUGUGAUGAUCAGUACUUGGGUGCUUUCUGUGAAGAAUUCGACGCCUGCCAGAGCCAACCUUGUCAGAACAAUGCCAGCUGUGUGGAUGCAAAUGAAAAGCAAGAUGGCGGCAAUUUCACCUGCAUCUGCCUGCCUGGUUAUACUGGAGCACUGUGUCAAUCCAAGAUCGAUUACUGCGUUCUGGACCCCUGCAGAAAUGGAGCCACGUGCGUGUCCAGCCUCAGUGGAUUCACGUGCCAGUGCCCAGAAGGCUACUUUGGGUCUGCGUGUGAGGAGAAGGCGGAGCCUUGCGCCUCAUCGCCCUGCCAGAACAACGGCACCUGCUACGCAGAUGGCACGCGCUUCACCUGCAGCUGCAGCGCGGGCUUCACGGGGUCCACCUGCGCGCAGCUAGUGGACUUCUGCGCGCUCAGCCCCUGUGCGCACGGCACCUGCCGCAGCGUGGGCACCAGCUACAAGUGCCUCUGUGACCCAGGUUACCAUGGCCUCUACUGUGAGGAGGAGACCAACGAGUGCCUCUCCGCCCCCUGCCUGAACGCAGCCACCUGCAGGGACCUCAUCAAUGGCUACGAGUGUGUGUGCCUGGCAGAGUACAAAGGAAUCCACUGUGAAUCCUACAAAGACCCCUGCGCUAAUGUCAGCUGUCUGAACGGAGGCACCUGUGACAGUGAAGGUCUGAAUGGCACGUGUGUCUGUCCACCUGGGUUUACAGGUGACGAGUGUGACAUUGACGUAAAUGAGUGUGACAGCAGCCCCUGCCACCACGCGGGCACCUGCCUGGACCAGCCCAAUGGGUACACCUGUCUCUGCCCACACGGCUGGGCAGGCGCCAGCUGUGAGAUCCACCUGCAGUGGAAGUCCGGGCACAUGGCGGAGAGCCUGAGCAACAUGCCGCGUCACUCGCUCUACAUCAUCAUCGGGGCCCUCUGCGUGGCCUUCAUCCUCAUGCUCAUCAUCCUCAUCGUGGGCAUCUGCCGCAUCAGCCGCAUCGAGUACCAGGGCUCCGCCCGGCCGGCCUACGAGGAGUUCUACAACUGCCGCAGCAUCGACAGCGAGUUCAGCAAUGCCAUCGCUUCCAUCCGACAUGCCAGGUUUGGAAAGAAGUCCCGACCUGCCAUGUACGAUGUGACCCCCAUCGCGUAUGAGGACUACAGCCCCGACGACAAACCCUUGGUCACGCUGAUAAAAACGAAAGAUUUGUAAUCUUUUUCGGGGAUUCUUUUUUCAAAGAGAGGGGCCUCCUAUACUCAUUUCAAUCUUUUUAAGAAAAUUUAAAAGCUUCCGAGAUUGAAACCGUUAGCUGCUCAAGAGUUUUUUGGUAGCACAUCAAGGAAUUAUCUGCAGCUUUUUAGUUUGGGGAAAACAUAUUUUAAACAAUGAAAUCUGUGAGAUCCAUAGCUGACGUUUCAGUGUACAUUCAGCUCUCUAAACUGUUUGCUUCAACUAGUUGUGCGCUGUCUACACAGUCACCAAACCCAGUUACAUUUCUGUGGUAGCUACAGAAUAAGUCUCAUUGAGGAGAAGUUUCUAUUGGAUGUGUGUGUGUCAGCUUCCCGAGUAGUUAGGAAACACUUGUAGUGUAUGAUGCAUAAUACAGUAUACCCGUUAAUUAAAAAAAAAAAAAAAAAAGAAGAAGAAGAAGUCUGAAAUGUUUGUUUUGUGGAAAAAAAUUUUAAAGAAGCUAGUUAAAUCUAUUAUUCCUAACCUGAAUGAAAUUAGCCUUUGCCUUAUUCUGUGCAUGGGGUAAGUAACUUAUUUCUGUGCUGUUUUGUUGAAUCUUGUGGAAACAAUAUCCUGAAUUUUUUUUUCUUUUUCUUUCUCCCCCCCCCCCCCCUUUUUUCUCUUUUGGUCAUUUUUGUAACAGUCCUCAAACGAGGCCUUGAAAAAGUGCAUAGUAAAAGGGUCUAGUUAGACAAAUGAUGAUCACACUGAAUCUCUAAUUUUCUUUAAAGAGUCAAGGUUUUUCUAUUGUGAGUAAAUGCCCUUUCUGUUGUUGUUCAUUGCUAAGAGGUAGUAGACGUAAGAGAGUCCUGGUCCCUCUCCUAGUGAGUAUUUCUCAUAGUGCAUCAUUAUUUAUAUCCAUGACAAUUUUGUGGCUGUAUUUGACUGAUAUGUGCUUCUUCUGAUACUUGCUAAUUUCAAAAGAAUAUUGAAUAAAUGUUACCAAGUCAAGGACA